Molecule: messenger RNA, 663 nt
Organism: Symbiodinium necroappetens
Lineage: Eukaryota; Dinophyceae; Suessiales; Symbiodiniaceae
Source: the annotation of a GenBank genome assembly
AUGGGCGACGGGUUGCGAGCAGAACCGACGUCAGGGGAAGCGCUGCUGCAGGCGGUCUUGGGAUGGCAGCAGGAGCUCCAUUUGGACCACACUGGCAGGGUGCUCUCAUGCCUUCAAGCCGGCAGUGUCGGUGGCCUUGCGGCACUCCUCGGCUCGCUACAUGCUGGGGCCAUGUUCCUGAGCCCAAGCCCUGAGCUCUUGCAGAAGCUCUGUGUGAGUCGUGCGAGUAUCUUGGCCUGCGAGCCCAGCGACCUCGAGACCCUCGCGGCCAGCUGGUCUCAGGAGAACGGGCACGCACGGCCGCAGCAGCUGUCAGCCGUUUGCGUGCAGGAGCUGACUGGGCAGUUGCCGCCUUUUCAUUGGGCUCCCAGUCAUCUCCGGCUCUUGCACAUCGGUGUGGCCUGGGCCACGGUGCUGCCCAGAACGGCCCAGCCUGUGGUUGUGGCAGCGCGUUUGGUCGUGGCUGAGCGGCUGCUGCUGCCACUGUCCUUCUGCAUGCCAUUGUGGAUCUCCUUCCUUGUUCUGUUGGCCCUGCUAUUUGUGGAGCAAUUCGUGCGUGUCGGAGUCCUAGCCCUCCUGAAGUGGAUGCUCAUCGGCCGCUACAAAGAGGGCGAUCACGAUAUUUACAGCUUGAUGUACCUGCGUCACUGGCUCGUGGAACAC